Messenger RNA from Gadus chalcogrammus (walleye pollock), 2469 nucleotides. It is a transcript of the gene mdm2, whose product is annotated as MDM2 proto-oncogene. Lineage: Eukaryota; Metazoa; Chordata; Actinopteri; Gadiformes; Gadidae. The record is from RefSeq and is a predicted model, not a curated record. Gene Ontology annotation, biological process: negative regulation of apoptotic process; regulation of cell cycle. Gene Ontology annotation, molecular function: ubiquitin protein ligase activity; identical protein binding. The transcript has 13 exons. Bases 490 to 1818 code for a protein of 442 amino acids. Gene Ontology annotation, cellular component: nucleus.
ACUUAUACUGGGAUACAUAAAGCUCUUAAAUCUGACCUACAAUAUCUUUAAUUAUACCAGUUAGUAGGCCUAAUAGCUCUUGGAUCUUACAUACAAAAAUGAACACCUUCUCAUUAAUGAUGUUUACAUACUUUAUAUAUCCGAGUAUAAUUGGAGGCGUGGUGGUCUAUGCUCACACUACGUCCCUGUUGAUUCUUAUCCUACAGAAUGCCAGUCAGAGGUCUCCGCUUGUCCUGUAGCACCGCAGCUAACAUCUGGAUAAACAGGAAUAAGACAAGCACAGGGAGAAUCAUCUGUCUCUCUCUCUCUCAGUAAAAAUAACAACGUACUGCAGCUAAAAAGAAAAGUCCUUGAAGUGGGGGGUGCUGUUUUCGCGGUCAAAGGUAAACGAUGGAUCUGAAAGUCUACCACCACAGAUAUAGGGCAGGAUUGUAACCGAACAGCAGAGCAGCACCCCGGGCAGCAAGUCGACCCGUCUACGACAUCAAGAUGUCAGGUGACAACUGUGACAAGUCUGUCCAGGACAGCAAACUGGUGAGACCCUCAGCUGAGUUCCAGUCCCUCCUCCUAUUGGCUGGAGCCUCUAAAGACCUCUUCACCAUGAAGGAGGUCAUGUAUUACCUCGGUCAGUACAUCAUGCAGAAGGAACUUUUUGACAAGACUGAGCAGCACAUCGUCCACUGCUCCCAUGAUGCACUUGGGAAGGUCCUCGGAGUCCACAGCUUCUCCGUCAAAGAGCCACGAAUUUUGUUUUCUUUAAUUACCAAGAAUCUUGUUGCAGUUAUGAGUAACGAGUCAUCUCCAGAAGUCUCCCAACAAUGCACAGUUAAGACAGAGGAGGAGUCGGUGUCUCCUGGCUCCAGCAGGAGGCGCAGGAGGCGGAGCAGGAGGAGCAGUGAGCCGGGUCCGUCGUGCUCCAAAGAGGAGGAGGAGGAGGAGCAGGAGGACGACCAGGAUGAGGACCAGGAGGGAGGGAGGAAGAGGAGGCGCUCCGAUAGCUUCUCUCUGACCUUCGAUGACAGCUUGUCCUGGUGUGUGAUUGGUGGACUCAGAAAUGACACCGACUGCCAGGGCCAAUCCGCUGACACAAGCAGUACGGUGAGUGAUCACUUCAGUGUGGAGUUUGAAGUUGAGUCUCUGGACUCAGACGACUACAGUGAUGAAGAAACGUCGUUAUCUGGGGACGACCAGGUGUAUGAGGUGACCAUCAUCGAAGCAGAGGAAGACUCUUCUGAUGAAGAUCCUGAGAUUACAAAGGAUGACUACUGGAGAUGCUCUAAUUGUGAGGAGUUGAACCCUCCGUUGCCUAGGAACUGUAACCGCUGCUGGAAGCUGCGUCAGGAUUGGCUCCCUGAGCUGUCUGUCAGCAGAGCAAGCUCUGCCUCCCCUGAUCACAAAGUCAUGCCCACCAAACCCUCUGUGGACCAAUCAGUUGCCGACCAAAACUCCUCUCCAGGACCAGAGGACGAUGUGGACGUUCCCGACGGAAAGCGGAGCCACUCCCCCCGAGCCCCCUCCUCCCCCCGGCACCCCCCCUCUUCGGACCUCCUGAGCUCCACCCCCUCCCCCCCGCCCUGCGACCCCGCCCCCCCGCCCGACUCCAAGAGGACGGUCUCCACGGAGACGCGGCUGCCGGAGGCGUGCGUGGAGCCGUGUCUGAUCUGCCAGACGAGACCCAAGAACGGCUGCAUCGUCCACGGCCGCACCGGGCACCUCAUGGCCUGCUACCCCUGCGCCCGCAAGCUGAAGAGGAGGAACAAGCUGUGUCCGGUCUGCAGGGAGCCCAUCCAGAGUGUAGUCCUGACCUACCUGUGCUAGACCAGAGCAUAGUCCUGACCCACCGGAGUCAGACCUAACCCUGAGCCCCUAACCCUCUGGUCCUGACCUACCUUAGACCCCUCCCCCUCCAGGGUCUAGUCCAGACCUACCUUAGACCCCUCCCCCUCCAGGGUCUGGUCCUGACCUACCUUAGACCGCUCCCCCUCCAGGGUCUGGUCCUGACCUACCUUAGACCCCUCCCCCUCCAGGGUCUAGUCCUGACCCACCCCUUCCCCUAACCUUACCCACCUAGUAACCCAGAAGGAUUUAAAGACGAGGUACUGGUCAGAACGCUGAACUGAUCACAAAGACAUGUUUCAUUUAUCGAAUCUGUACAGUAUAAAGUUUAAUAGAGUGAUCAGAAAAAUGUUUAUCUUGUAUCCACUGAAUAAAGUUUAUUCGAAGGCCCUAUCAAAUCUAGUUUAGAGUGUGAUUAGGUGGUACAAACCCGUUGGCCUUAGUGACAACACAAGUGGGCGUGUCAACCUCGACCAAUGAUGGACAGACACACUGUGUGUGUGUGUGUGUGUGUGUGUGUGUGUGUGUGUGUGUGUGUGUGUGUGUGUGUGUGUGUGUGUGUGUGUGUGUGUGUGUGUGUGUGUGUGUGUCUCUCUCCGAGGGCUGAAGAACAAAGACCCCCUGUCGGAGGAA